CUCCCAACUCCCACUGAAAACGUUCUUCCUCCCAUUCUCUUCUCAUCCCUGAUUACUUCGUUCAAGCCAGCAACCCAUGGCUCACUAUAUCACCACCCACGACUCCAACGGAGCCGCCAUCUUCUCCCAAGGUUCGGACGAGCAACAUACGAUACCCAUUCCAAUCGGUGAAAUCAAGAUCCUCUCCUCCAGCCACUCAUUCCCACUCGAUCUCUCCAGUGAGGCCGAUAUCGAGCAAUAUCGCGAAGACCGCACCACCACGUUCUUUCCCGGUAGCCGUCGGAUCUGCCCUGAGGGCGGGACCGCCACCUGCAUGAUCACGAUGGAGCCCGGGGCUGAGAGCCCCAUGCACCGGACUCUGACUUCGGACACGGUGGUACUGCUCGAAGGCGAGAUGGAGAUCACGUUGGACUCCGGGGAGACGCGGAUCCUGAAAGCGGGCGAUGUACUGGUGCAGAGAGCUACGAUGCACCGAUGGAGGAACGUCACUCCCAACAAUGGUCGUGCCCGAUGGGUGGCUUUUAUUCAGGCCUCGGCUGAGCCCCUGCGGAUUGGAGACCAAUCUCUCGGUAACGAAUGGGCCCAUUAAUGCCGUGUUGGGCUGACGAAUAUGGAGCGGGUUGGACCUGGGGAUUGAUCUUAGCAUUUGUGUAGAUAGGUAUGCUUGAAGAUAUACGUUAU
Messenger RNA from Aspergillus japonicus CBS 114.51, 681 nucleotides. Its product is annotated as cupin domain-containing protein. The transcript has a single exon. The record is from RefSeq and is a predicted model, not a curated record. NCBI's taxonomy places the organism in Eukaryota, Fungi, Ascomycota, Eurotiomycetes, Eurotiales, Aspergillaceae. Bases 77 to 589 code for a protein of 170 amino acids.